GCGAAGCGGACGGCUCUCCACAGCAGCAACAGAAGACAUACACUAAGGACUCAUUCGCUCAGGGAAUUACACCUAUCCACACUUGAAGCUACGCACUAUCUGAACCACGCUUGGCUCGAGUGUUGCUUCACUGGAAUAACUUGCUCUACGGACUACAACAUGGUCUGCCUUGUCCAUACGCGACCGUCUCUGCGUGCGCUCUGACCACAAACUCUGAAGGAUCGUUCUUACGGAGGCACGAGUGGGAAUAUUCUCCUGGAUGAUUACCACAACCUGGACUACGGCUGCGUGAACGGGACUGGGGGCCCUCCAUACACCCCAUACAGUGUGCGCUUUAAAGUGACACAUUGGAGCGCAGUGAAAAGGCAGAGAGGCAGCUUCUUUUCACGCUGUCGGGUUUAUUUUCACCUGGGACACUCAGAGCGAGGUGAAUGGGGCUGGAGCUGGGGGACUGACACAGCGGUGGGACACACCAGCGGGACUCGGGCAGCACUUGUGGGCUGUUUGGGGAGACGGAUCAGCCUGAGGAUUGUAUUCCCUACUCUUAUGUGCUGGCUCUAUUUACAUGUCCGUGCGGCUCGCUUUAUGACAAUGGAUUACUUUCUGCUUUUAUGCAGCUUCCUGCUGCCCGCGGUGUCCGCUGUAGAAGAAACGCUUAUGGACACAAAGUGGGCUACGACGGAAUUAGCAUGGACGGCACAUCCCGAAACAGGGUGGGAAGAGGUCAGCGGCUACGACGAUGCCAUGAACCCCAUCCGGACAUACCAAGUGUGUAAUGUACGUGAGCUCAACCAGAAUAACUGGCUGCGGAGUGACUUCAUCCCACGGAAGGAUGUGCUGCGUGUGUAUGUGGAGAUGAAGUUCACUGUGCGUGACUGUAACAGCAUUCCCAACAUCCCCGGCUCCUGCAAAGAGACCUUCAACCUCUUUUAUUAUGAAUCCGACUCAGAUUCUGCCACUGCCACUAGCCCCUUUUGGAUGGAAAACCCUUAUGUCAAAGUGGACACGAUAGCCCCAGACGAGAGCUUUACGAUGCUUGAAUCUGGUCGCGUGAACACUAAAGUCCGAAGUUUUGGACCGUUAUCUAAAGCUGGCUUCUACUUGGCCUUCCAGGAUCUUGGAGCUUGCAUGUCCUUGAUCUCGGUCAGGGUGUUUUACAAAAAGUGCUCCACCACUAUUGCCAACUUUGCUGUUUUUCCGGAGACAGCGACGGGAGCAGAGGCCACUUCUCUGGUGAUUGCUCCUGGUACUUGUGUUCCUAAUGCCUUGGAGGUGUCUGUGCCACUCAAGCUCUACUGCAACGGAGACGGAGAGUGGAUGGUGCCAGUCGGAGCGUGCACCUGCUCAGCUGGGUUUGAACCAGCCAUGAAGGAUACACAGUGUCAAGCCUGCAGUCCUGGAACCUUCAAGUCCAAACAAGGGGAUGGCUUCUGCCUCCCGUGCCCUGCCAACAGCCGAGCCACGUCAGGAGCAGCCAGCAUCUGCUCCUGUCGGAACGGCUUCUACCGCUCCGACACAGAUGCACCUGAGUCUGCCUGCACCACUGUUCCCUCCCAGCCACGCAGUGUCAUCUCCAGUGUCAAUGAGACCUCCCUGGUGUUGGAAUGGAGCGAGCCUCGUGAUAUGGGCGGACGCGAUGACAUUUUCUACAAUAUCAUCUGUAAGAAAUGCCUUCCGGAGCGGGGCAUGUGCACCCGCUGUGACGACAAUGUGGACAUCUCUCCUCGCCAUCUCGGACUCACCCAGCGCCGCGUGACUGUACGGAACCUCCAGGCUCACACGCAGUACAGCUUUGAGAUCCAGGCCGUCAAUGGGGUGUCCAGCAAGAGUCCCUACACACCACAGUUCUCCGCAGUUAACAUCACUACAAAUCAGGCUGCGCCUUCUGCUGUACCCACAGUUCACCUGAUGGCGGCCACGGCGAGCACCAUGAGUUUGUCCUGGUUGCCCCCGGAAAAGCCCAACGGAAUAAUUCUCGACUAUGAGAUUAAGUACCAUGAAAAGGAUCAAGGAGAGGCGAUCGCUCACACCAUGACCGCCCAAAGAAGCAGCGCACGUAUAGAAGGCCUCAAAGCGGGUACUCCCUAUGUAGUCCAAGUCCGAGCUCGCACUGUGGCAGGCUACGGCCGGUACAGCAGCCCAGCAGACUUCAGCACUAACCUCCAAACUGAUCCACCUAAGACUUGGCAAGAGCUAUGGCCACUCAUUGUUGGAUCAAUCACUGCUACCUUUGUAUUUAUCAUUGCUGUAGUGGUCAUUGCCAUUGUCUGCCUCAGGAAGCAGAGGAAUGGCUCAGAGUCAGAGUACACUGAGAAACUGCAGCAAUACAAUCAUCAAGUUUUGUCUGGCCGCAUCGAUUCACUUUCCCCAAUUCUCGCUACUGAAUCCCCCAUAGUAACGCCGGGCAUGAAAGUCUACAUCGACCCCUUCACCUACGAGGACCCCAACGAGGCGGUGCGCGAGUUUGCCAAGGAGAUCGAUGUUUCCUGCGUGAAGAUCGAGGAGGUCAUCGGCGCAGGUAACCCACCCAAGCUCCUGAGCUACAGGGGGAAGGCUGCUAGUCACCUCCAGGCCAUUCCGUUAGAGGACUUCACACCAAGCGGGGAGUUUGGAGAGGUGUGCCGCGGUCGCCUCAAGUUACCGGGGCGGAGGGAAAUCAUCGUAGCCAUCAAGACUCUGAAAGUUGGCUACACUGACCGGCAGAGGAGAGACUUUCUGUCCGAAGCCUCCAUCAUGGGACAGUUUGAUCACCCCAAUAUAAUCCGCUUGGAGGGAGUAGUCACCAAGAGCAGGCCGGUGAUGAUCGUCACAGAGUUUAUGGAAAAUGGAGCGCUCGACUCAUUCUUAAGGUUGAACGAUGGUCAGUUCACUGUGAUCCAGCUGGUGGGCAUGCUGCGUGGCAUUGCAGCGGGCAUGAAGUACCUGUCAGAUAUGAACUACGUACACAGAGACCUGGCUGCACGCAAUAUCCUGGUCAACAGUAACCUGGUGUGUAAGGUGUCCGACUUUGGCCUGUCACGCUUCCUGGAGGACGACCCUACGGACCCCACAUACACGAGCUCACUGGGAGGCAAAAUCCCCAUCCGCUGGACCGCCCCCGAGGCCAUCGCCUACAGGAAGUUCACUUCCGCCAGUGAUGUGUGGAGCUACGGCAUCGUCAUGUGGGAAGUCAUGUCCUAUGGCGAGCGGCCAUACUGGGACAUGAGCAAUCAGGAUGUGAUAAAUGCAGUGGAGCAGGACUAUCGACUGCCUCCUCCUAUGGACUGUCCCACAGCUCUGCACCAGCUCAUGUUGGACUGCUGGGUCAAAGAGAGGAACCUACGACCCAAGUUCACCCAGAUCGUGGCCACACUGGACAAACUCAUUCGCAACGCGGCCAGCCUCAAAGUGGUCACCAACAGCACACAAUCCACUGGGGUCUCUCAGCCCUUGCUUGACCGCUGUGUGCCUGACUAUACCACUUUCACCACUGUGGGGGACUGGCUGGACGCCAUCAAGAUGAGCCGCUACCGUGACAACUUCGUCAACGCCGGAUUUGCGUCGUUCGACCUGGUGGCCCAGAUGACAGCAGAGGAUUUGUUGCGGAUAGGAGUGACGCUAGCCGGACACCAGAAGAAGAUUCUUGGUAGCAUUCAGGACAUGAGACUACAGAUGAACCAGACGCUCCCUGUACAAGUGUGAGCUGUGGGACACACAGACUGAUGCAGUCUAAGGACAGACAGACUCCAGGGGCUGAACGGGGCUGAACAGGGCCAGAGAGAGCCAUGGGAAACCCCAGCUGCCUCACCAUCUCUUCCAAUUAGACACAAAGAACAGGCGUGCAGUGCCUCGGACUAGUCUUUUCUCCUUCUCACCGACGCUUCAGCUUUUGCUCAGUUUUAUUUACCAUGAUUUCUCAUCCCACAAGAACUUGUGUGUUUUGCUUUUGAGACAAAAAAACCUUCCCCAUGCCUCACCAUCACCUCCAGUGUCUAAUGGAUUUGCAUGUGCGUUCUCAUGUGGUUUGCCUUAACCUUCUGAUCCAAACCCAUCUGCUGUGAACACGGCAGAAAUGACACUCCCUGGUUUAUGAAAAUAACAUAAACAUCAAGUCAAAGGAAACUGAAGAGGUAUUUUGACCCAGACAAGGACAAACUAACCCAGUAGAUGUUAUUGCUUUCAUUUUCUCAGUGCACAUAUAUGUUAUUUUCCAUCUUCAUAUUGAAGGUGUGUUAUCCAAAAGGGCACUUGCUGGGGAGGAGGAUAAUGAUCGGGUCCGGGCGAGGAGGUCAGAGGGCAAAGAUGGCAGCCACAUCUCUGGAGACUGUUUUGGCUGUUUCAUAACCACGUGACCUGACUCCCUCAGUUCUUCUUUGGGAUCAUGUCUCCAUUAACUCUCUCUGUGUUUCAUUACACCCUCCCAUUUGUCCACAUUUUUGUUUUCACUUUUUCACAAUUGGGAGAUAAAUGACUUCAAAAUAAACCAAGUCGACCCCUGAUGGACACUUGAUGUGCUACAAAAGACUGUACCACAGUGACCGACCACUUGGCCUUUUGUGUGUUUUGUACCCAGUGUGCACUGUGUGAGUGAAUGACAGAGGAGUGUGUGGGUUUGGUCGUGUGUUAGUUGCACACAAAUAUACUGUACAAUACAGCUUCCGCUAUUUGCCAACGUGGAGAGUUACCGCAUGAACUGAACCGUGACAUGGAGCAAAAGUUAUGCUAUAUUCUGUGGACAACUGUUAAACUUUUUUAUUGAAUUAAAAAAAGAACUUUGGACUUCCACACAUAUAUAAUUAUAUGUAUGCAUCAUACGGAGAGAAACCAUGAUGGACACCUUACUUUCUACUUAAUAUUACCUGGAUUUAGAAUAAUCAAAAUUCUUGUUUUAAUUUCCUGCCCUAUGUAUUUAUUUGUACCUCCCCCACCCAUCUCCCCCUGCACCAAAACCAGGUGGACCUUUGGCCAUUUGGGACUAUGGAACAAUCAGAAGUGAGAGGAAUUUCAAGAGGAUUCUCAUUAAACUAAAGAAAUGACAUAUAAAUUGGAUAUUGUAUUUUUGUUGUUGUUCUAAACAGCCUGUAAAUGUUUUGUAACAAAAAUAUGAUAAAUA
Molecule: messenger RNA, 5092 nt
Organism: Boleophthalmus pectinirostris (great blue-spotted mudskipper)
Lineage: Eukaryota; Metazoa; Chordata; Actinopteri; Gobiiformes; Gobiidae
Product: ephrin type-B receptor 3
Exons: 16
Coding region: 547-3681 (1044 amino acids)
Biological process (GO): cell surface receptor protein tyrosine kinase signaling pathway; protein phosphorylation; axon guidance
Cellular component (GO): neuron projection; plasma membrane
Molecular function (GO): transmembrane-ephrin receptor activity; ATP binding; protein binding
Source: RefSeq, a predicted model, not a curated record